GCUGCUUGCUCUGUUAACGCGUCAUCGAAAGAAACAUGGCGGCGCGCAUUACCAGGGCUGUGAAACGACUUCUUCCAAAGGAGAGGGGUUGGCUCCUGCCCACAGCCUGGCAGAAUACCGAGGCCGGGCGUUAUCACCACCACUCGGCAGGCUCCUCACUGCGCUACAUACCCCGCAGGGCGGUUCUCUACUGCCCCGGCAAUGAUGAGCGGAAAUUGAGGAAACUAGCUUCGCUGGAUGUCGACUGUGCCGUCUUGGACUGUGAGGAUGGCGUAGCCCUCAGCAAAAAGACAGAGGCCAGGGAGACCAUCCCCAGGAUGUUGGCUGAACUGGACCUGGGCCGGACGGAGAAGUGUGUGAGGGUGAACUCUGUGUCCAGUGGCUUUGCUGAGGCUGACCUGCAGGUCAUCCUGCAGGCUGAGGUUCUCCCUCCUGCCAUCAUGUUGCCUAAAGUGGAAGACACGCAGGAAGUGCAGUGGUUUGUUGACAGGUUUCAGCACUACUUGAAAGGACGGGCACUGACAGAACCCGUCCGCCUGGUCACCUUUGUGGAAACUGCUGUGGGCCUGCUCAAUUUUAAGGCGGUUUGUGAGGAAGUCCGUCGACUUGCUCCGAAGGCCGGCCUCCACCAUGACGGUGUGGUGUUUGGCUCUGAUGACUUCUGUGCCAGCAUAGGUGCCACACGGACCAAAGAUGCCAGGGAGCUCCUUUACGCCAGGCAGAAGGUGGUCGUGACCACCAAAGCGUUUGGGCUGCAGGCUAUCGACCUGGUCUACAUCGACUACAAAGAUGUGGAGGGGCUAAGGCGACAGGCCAGGGAGGGCGCUCUCAUGGGCUUUACAGGUAAGCAGGUUAUCCACCCGGGGCAGAUCCAAGCUGUGCAGGAGGAGUUCUCCCCCAGUCUGGAGAGGGUCCAGUGGGCCAAAGAGCUCAUUGCUGCUUUUGACCAACACCAAAAGGAGGGAAAGGGUGCGUUCACCUUCCGCGGCAGCAUGAUUGACAUGCCCUCGGUGAAGCAGGCGAAAAACAUCGUAACACUCUCCGUUGUGGUGCCAGAGAAAUGACACAACUGGUGGGAAGAAUCACGAGGAACCGCACAACUUGACCCUGAUGGGAGACGUCAAAGGGAACAGGAACUCUUGCUGGUUUCAGGACAAAAAUGGCACUUUGAAGUGUUAUAAUAUAUUUUGCUGGACAUAACUGGAUUGUGGAAAUUGUGGUUUUAAUUUAAGUUUUAAUAAAUGUGGAAAUUGUUUUAUUUA
This is a messenger RNA of Trematomus bernacchii (emerald rockcod), 1262 nucleotides long. It is a transcript of the gene clybl, whose product is annotated as citrate lyase beta like. Gene Ontology annotation, biological process: regulation of cobalamin catabolic process. Gene Ontology annotation, molecular function: (S)-citramalyl-CoA lyase activity. The transcript is spliced from 8 exons. NCBI's taxonomy places the organism in Eukaryota, Metazoa, Chordata, Actinopteri, Perciformes, Nototheniidae. Bases 36 to 1064 code for a protein of 342 amino acids. The record is from RefSeq and is a predicted model, not a curated record.